AUGGCAGCUAAGUUUGUUGUAGUUCUCGCUUUGGUGGCCGCGGCCCAAUGCUCGGUGGUGCCAUUGGCGCGAGUAGACAACGACUACACCAGCUUCGCGUAUGACGUCGCAGACCCCAACACCGGCGACUUCAAGAGCCAAGUGGAAACCCGAGUGGGGGGCACCGUUCAGGGACAGUAUUCGCUGCUAGACGCCGACGGCACAAAGCGAACAGUCGAUUACGCCGCUGAUGACGUCAAUGGGUUUAACGCUGUCGUACGCAAGGACCCGGUCGUAGCCGCCUCUCCUGUCGUAGCUGCUCCCGUCGUAGCCGCUACGCCGGUCGUAGCGCAUACUCCUGUUGUCGCUGAGCCGGCGGUAGUAGCCGCUCGAGUUGCUACACCCGCCGUCUACGCCGCGUCCGCUCCUGUUGUCACACGUACUUCUGUAGCCGCUCCUUCUGUGUACUCUGCUCCAGUAGUCGCAGCUAGGUCCUACUUCGCUCCAACAGUCUACAACUCAGUCGCUAGCCCAGUUGUUGCAAGGAGUUUCGCGUCCCCCUACUACGCGUACUCCGCCCCCUCUGUUUCGUACUGGUAA
Messenger RNA from Amyelois transitella, 579 nucleotides. Its product is annotated as larval/pupal rigid cuticle protein 66-like. The transcript has 2 exons. The record is from RefSeq and is a predicted model, not a curated record. Gene Ontology annotation, cellular component: extracellular matrix. Lineage: Eukaryota; Metazoa; Arthropoda; Insecta; Lepidoptera; Pyralidae. Bases 1 to 579 code for a protein of 192 amino acids.